UCCUCUCCUGUUCUCCAGCAUGGUGUCUCUGUAUUUCUCCGGAGGCUCCUGGAUGGCAGCUCUGACAGUGAUACUGAUGGUGCUGAGCCCGCCCCUUGCUUGGGCCAGGGAGACCCAAUAUCUCUUUUUUAUUUUAAGGGGCGAGUGUCGUUUCUCUAAUGAGACAGAGAGGGUGCGGCUAGUGGUCAGACACAUCUAUAACCGGGAGGAGUUCGCGCGCUUCGACAGCGACGUGGGCGAGUACCGGGCAGUGAGCGAGCUGGGCCGGCCGGACGCCGAGUACUGGAACAGCCAGAAGGACCUCCUGGAGCAGACACGGGCCGAGCUGGACACGGUGUGCAGACACAACUACGGGGUUGUGGAGAGCUUCACGGUGCAGCGGCGAGUGGCGCCUACAGUGACUGUGUAUCCUGCAAAGACACAGCCCCUGCAGCACCACAACCUCCUGGUCUGCUCUGUGAAUGGUUUCUAUCCAGGCCACAUUGAAGUCAGGUGGUUCUGGAACGGCCAGGAAGAGGAGACUGGGGUGGUGUCCCCAGGCCUGAUCCCUAAUGGGGACUGGACCUUCCAGACCAUGGUGAUGCUUGAAACAGUCCCUCAGAGUGGAGAGGUCUACACCUGCCAUGUGGAGCACCCCAGCCGGACGAGCCCUCUCACAGCGGAAUGGAGGGCACAGUCUGAAUUUGCUUAG
Balaenoptera ricei (Rice's whale) is the source of this 691-nucleotide messenger RNA. RefSeq names its product DLA class II histocompatibility antigen, DR-1 beta chain-like. The transcript has 5 exons. Gene Ontology annotation, biological process: antigen processing and presentation of exogenous peptide antigen via MHC class II; immunoglobulin production involved in immunoglobulin-mediated immune response; peptide antigen assembly with MHC class II protein complex. The record is from RefSeq and is a predicted model, not a curated record. The coding region runs from base 20 to 691 and encodes 223 amino acids. Gene Ontology annotation, molecular function: MHC class II protein complex binding. Gene Ontology annotation, cellular component: late endosome membrane; MHC class II protein complex; lysosomal membrane. NCBI's taxonomy places the organism in Eukaryota, Metazoa, Chordata, Mammalia, Artiodactyla, Balaenopteridae.